Penicillium salamii is the source of this 2586-nucleotide messenger RNA. Lineage: Eukaryota; Fungi; Ascomycota; Eurotiomycetes; Eurotiales; Aspergillaceae. The record is from the annotation of a GenBank genome assembly.
AUGGAAAGUCGGUAUCCCCCGCCCCUGGGCCUGCAGGAUGAGGCUUACACCGAUUUUAGCAAUAUGUACGGCCCUGAUCAGUUCAUGAAUCCGGGACCCGCUCCCCGCCCCCCGACCGAUCGGCCCAAAUUGACCCUGCCGACCAACAGCACCAAUGCUUCCUUCGCUCAGAUGAGUCUGGACUCUCCAAGCACCCCGGGUCCGCAGUCGGCAAACCUGUCGCUCUUCCCGAAUACCAGUAGCCCGGGACUGUCUAUGAAUCGGAGCAACACCAGCCAGGGCGGGAUCGCGAUCGUCAAAGAAGGUCAUGUUCGGUGUAAAGAAGACAAGUUCCUGGCAACAUGGAACCAACGGCUCUUAAUUCUGCGAGAGUACAAACUCGAGUUCUUGAAGAAUGAUUCCAGCAAGGUGGUGAUCUCGUUUCCUUUGUCCACGGUCACUGCCGUGUCGCGUUCCGAGGAUUGCAAGAUGGCAUUCGAGAUCACUCGCUUGGCGAACCCGAAGGAUGCCACCUCGAAGAGUGUGCUGUUGACCCGCGACUUACCUACCAAGACGAUUACGUGUGAGGUCAGGUCCGAUGAUGAGAUUUAUGAGUGGAUUGAUAAAAUCUAUGAGCGCUGCCCCGGGAUGGGUGGUGUCAGCAACCCAACUAACUUCAGUCACCGAGUGCACGUUGGCUUUGACCCGCAGUCCGGUGCCUUCGUUGGCUUGCCGCCUGAGUGGGAGAAGCUUCUGACGGCCUCCGCUAUCACGAAGGAAGACUACAAGAAGAAUCCCCAGGCGGUGAUUGAGGUUCUUGAGUUUUACUCCGAUAUCAAGAUGCGCGAACAGAACCCGCAAUAUUUUGCUGGGGCCAACUCUCCUGCGGGUGGCAGUCAGCAACCCAAGCCAUAUGGCAACAGUGUCGGAAAUUCCAUCGCACCACCAAGACCACCUCCCCCGGGCCCCAUGCAACGUCUGGAUAGCGGUUUGUCAAAGCCAUCCGAUGGUUCGAUGCGCUCCGCCUCUGGCUCCGCAGGACAGGGAGACCGUGCAACGGAGCAGCAACAGCAAUUGGAACGAAUGAAGGAGAUGGCAGACCAAGAGCGUCGCCGUGUGGAAGAUGAAGCCCGUCGUAAUAAGGAGGAUCAGGAUGCUUAUAACGCAUCUAUCCCGCAGAGCCGUACCCCCAUGGCCAAACAAGAGCUCGGUGGAUAUGGAGGGGAUGAUUCCUCUCAAAACAGCCGCUACCAACCAAGUCGCCCGGCCCCCCAGGCUCCAGGUGCUGCUUCUCGCGCGCAAGACCCCCGGCAACUCACCGCACAACGUCCCGCGCCAGCGCCCCCAUCUCAAAGUCCCUACAGCCAGGGUACACCCCGCGCGCCUGGUGCAUCUCGGACCGAUGACCGCCAGGGCUCCCCAAACUCUCGCUACCCUCCUAAUGAUCCUCGAAGCCAGAGCCCAGCCAGCCGCGCCCCACAAAACGGUACAAAGGGCCAGCAAGCUGGACCCCCUCCAACUCGCCUGCCGGCGCCCGUUCAAGCUGUGAAGCCGUUGAACAUCGCCAAUAAGCAAGCUGCCGCCAAGCCGGAUAGUGUCCGCCAGGCAGAGGCCGCCCUCAGCAAGAAGGCCGAACCCCGCCAGAAGGAGGUGCGCAUGUCCGCCAUGUCAGAGAACGAGGUUAUGGAUCGGCUGCGUUCCGUGGUGUCCAAGGACAACCCGAACGAGUCAUACAGCAAGCAGCGCAAGAUUGGUCAGGGUGCCUCCGGCUCCGUGUAUGUGGCACGCGUCAAGGAAGGUGCCACCUCCGGCGUUGCCCACGAGCUCUACCGAACUUACGGCCCUCGCUGCCAGGUUGCUAUCAAGCAGAUGGACCUGCGUAGCCAGCCUCGCAAGGAGCUGAUCGUCAACGAAAUUAUUGUUAUGAAGGAUAGCCAGCAUGCAAACAUUGUUAACUUCCUCGAUUCCUUCCUCCAGGAGUCCAGCAAUGAGCUCUGGGUCGUCAUGGAGUUCAUGGAAGGUGGUGCACUGACUGAUGUGAUCGACAACAACCCCGUCAUCUCCGAGCACCAAAUUGCCACUAUCUGUGCCGAGACAUGCAAGGGUUUGGCUCAUCUCCACAGCCAGAACAUCAUUCACCGAGACAUCAAGUCCGACAACGUUCUUCUUGACCGUGUCGGUCAUGUCAAAAUCACUGAUUUCGGCUUCUGUGCCAAGCUCACUGAGUCAAAGAACAAGCGCGCGACAAUGGUCGGCACCCCUUACUGGAUGGCUCCAGAAGUCGUCAAGCAGAAAGAAUAUGGCCCCAAGGUUGACUGCUGGUCACUAGGCAUCAUGGCUAUUGAAAUGAUUGAAUCUGAGCCCCCUUACCUGAACGAGGAGCCCCUCAAGGCACUCUAUCUCAUCGCCACAAACGGAACUCCCCGCCUCAAGAAACCUGAGAAACUGACCAAGGAACUCAAGGCAUUCCUGAGUGUUUGCCUCUGCGUUGAUGUUCAUUCCCGUGCUACUGCGGAUGAACUUCUUGCCCACGAGUUCUUACAGAUGGGUUGCAGUCUUGCCUCGCUUGCCGAGCUGCUUCGCUGGAAGAAGGCCUCUGGCCAGUAA